AUGGAUUGGGUCCGUGGUGAAAUAGUUGGUAAGGGAAACUUUGCCACUGUCAAUUUAGCCAUACCUAGAAGUCAGAGUUCUCAAACUCCACCAUUAAUGGCUGUGAAAUCUUGUGGGGUUUUGCACUCUGCUUUUCUCCUGAAUGAGAAGUCAAUACUCGAAGAGCUCAACCAAUGCCCAGAUAUUAUUAGGUGUUUUGGUAAGAAUUUGAGCUUUGAAAAGGGUGAAAAAUUGUAUAACCUACUCUUAGAGUAUGCUUCUGCAGGAGAUUUAGCUGGUAAGCUGCGAAAUUCCGGUAACAACGGGUUGCCAGAAUAUGAUGUAAGGCGGUUUACGAAAUCUAUAGUCAAAGCCCUACACUAUAUUCACAAUCAUGGUUAUGUUCACUGUGACAUAAAGUUACAGAAUUGUCUAUUGUUUUGUUCUAAUCAACGUGAUGGAGAAGAUGUGCUAAAAAUUGCAGACUUUGGUAUGGCGAAGAAAGCUGGAAUGAAGAGUGAGAAUUUUGAAGUGAGAGGUACGCCUCUUUAUAUGUCACCAGAGAUGGUGAUGGGCGGUGAGCAGGAGCCACCUGCAGAUAUAUGGGCACUUGGGUGUGUGGUGGCGGAGAUGGCGACUGGAAAGACAGCGUGGAUUCAUCAACUGGAUGGUGGCAUGUGGGAACUAUGGUUGAGGAUUGGGAUCGGUGACGAGGUGCCUAAGAUUCCUACAAAUUUAUCAUCAGAAGGAAGAGAUUUUCUCAGAAAGUGUUUCGUGAAAGACCCCAGAAAUCGAUGGACGGCUGAGAUGCUUCUAAAUCAUCCUUUCAUCACCGAUAAGGAUGAUGAAAGUAAUCGUCCCUCUCCCACAAAUCCAUUCGAUUUUCGUGAUUGGGCGUGUCUAAACUCUUCAGAAACUCUUGAUUUGUCGUCGGAGUCUGACCAUUCCGAACAAUUGUCUCCACAUGAAUUAAAGUUAUCUUUAAUUUCACCGGCAAAGAGACUGCGGUGGCUGAAGACGAAUCAGGCACCUGAUUGGUCUGUGUCAAAGGGUUGGAGAACAGUACGUAAGGCCGAACAUAUUCAGCCCUCGAUUACUUUUUACUUCACCAACGGAGAGACUAAAGUGUUUGAUGGUCAAUAA
Molecule: messenger RNA, 1122 nt
Organism: Cornus florida
Lineage: Eukaryota; Viridiplantae; Streptophyta; Magnoliopsida; Cornales; Cornaceae
Product: mitogen-activated protein kinase kinase kinase 20-like
Exons: 1
Coding region: 1-1122 (373 amino acids)
Biological process (GO): protein phosphorylation
Molecular function (GO): protein kinase activity; ATP binding
Source: RefSeq, a predicted model, not a curated record